This is a messenger RNA of Populus trichocarpa (black cottonwood), 1374 nucleotides long. Its product is annotated as NDR1/HIN1-like protein 13. The record is from RefSeq and is a predicted model, not a curated record. Gene Ontology annotation, cellular component: plasma membrane. The coding region runs from base 316 to 1116 and encodes 266 amino acids. The transcript has a single exon. NCBI's taxonomy places the organism in Eukaryota, Viridiplantae, Streptophyta, Magnoliopsida, Malpighiales, Salicaceae.
CUUUUAAUUUUAUUUUUAAUUAUCAUUAAUAAUAUUUUUUUCAUUUAUUUACAUAUAAAAAAAAAUAUCAAACACAUGGUCAAAUUGCUAGUUAAAGACCCAAGCAAAGCAAAUACCUAAAAAAUAUCCGACCACAGGAUCAAAUUGCUAGUUAAAUACGCAAAGCAAAUACCUUGAUUUUUCUCUACUCUUUCAAGGCCAAGACACCUCCCUCCCUCUUUUAAUUAAGACUCCAAGAGACUUUGUUUUUCCUUCUCCUCCUCUCUUUCAUUCCUCCCCCUCCCUUCACUUCCCAUUCUGGAUACAUCUAUCGCCAUGACAGACAGGGUCUACCCUUCUACUAAACCAGCCACAAAUGGCACAGCAGCUACCAACCCCUCCUUUCCAGCCACAAAUGGCACAGCAGCCACCAACCCCUCCUUUCCAGCCACCAAAGCCCAACUCUAUGGUGCCACCCGCCCCACCUACCGCCCCCAACCCAACCGCAAACGCAGCCGCAGUUGCUGCUGUGCCUGUGUUUUAUGGACUACAGCGGUCAUCUUCAUUCUCAUAGUCCUUGCUGUCAUAGCUGGAGCCAUCAUCUACGUCCUCUACCGACCCCACCGCCCCUCCUUCGACGUCUCCGGCCUCAGUAUCUCCUCUCUCAACCUUACCUCAGCUUCCCAUCUCACCACCAACAUCAACCUCAACAUCACCGCUAGAAACCCUAAUAAAAAACUUGUCUACACAUAUAACCCCAUCACCAUAUCUGUGACUACAGAAAGAGAUGAUAUCGUUGUAGGCAGUGGUUCGCUACCCUCAUUUGUGCAUGGUACCAAGAACACAACCUUUUUGAGAGCCGCCAUCACAAGCAGUGGCGUGCAACUGGAUGAUGUAUCUGCUGGUAAGUUAAAGGCUGAUUUGAAGAGCAAGAAUGGUGUGGCUUUGAAGUUAGAGCUGGAGACUAAAGUGAAGGUCAAGAUGGGAGGGUUAAAGACUCCAAAGGCUAGGAUUAGGGUCACUUGUCAAGGGAUUAAAGCCACUGUUCCAUCUGGGAAAAAAGCAACAACAGCAUCUGUGUCAAAUGCAAAGUGCAAGGUUGAUUUGAGGAUCAAGAUCUGGAAGUGGACUUUCUAACAAGGAAAGUAUUUCAGAGAAGAUAUUGCUCUGCGGUUCAUCAACGUUUUCUGGGUUUUGUUUUUAAUUUUUGGCUUUCUUCUUUUCUUUUUAAUUUGACAUUUACAGAUAUUUUCUUUUCUUCAACUGUUGGUGAGAAUAAUUAAUCAUAUAUGUUUGUAAAUGGAAGGGAUAAAGUUUGGUGAUUGCCUGUAUUAGGAGAAAGAAAUUUUAUUUAAUUUGUUAUUAUACAGAUUUGAAAGAUUUUAAUUUGUUUGA